UACUAACAACUUUUUGAUGAACUCUUUCUUUGCUUAAUUCCUCACUGUUUCUUUUUUUCUUCCUUAGGAAAAUGGUUUCCUUAACAGUCUUUCUUGAUUAUCUUAUGAUUGCUUCUUCCUUAUUACUACUUGCCUCUUCUGCCCAAAUUACUGCAGAAACAAUCCCCAUGGGUUCCAGAAUGACAGCUGGGAGUAAUUCUUCAUGGAAAUCACUUUCUGGUGAUUUUGCUUUCGGGUUUUAUCCCCUUCUUGAUGGUUUAUUUCUAGCUGGUAUUUGGUUUGAUAAAAUCCCAGAGAAAACAUUAGCUUGGUCAGCUAACCGCGAUGAUCCUGCUGAGAUUGGAUCAACCAUUAACCUGAAAGUCAACGGUCAAUUUGUGCUCAUACAUGCAAAUGGAACAGAGUACUUGAUAUACAAUGGCACAUCCACUACUUCAGCUCUUUUGCAAGACAAUGGCAAUCUUGUAUUGCUAAACUCUUCCUCAGAAAUUAUCUGGCAAAGCUUUGCUUUUCCCACGGACACUAUGUUAUUAGGCCAAGUCCUGGUAAUGGGACAGAAAUUGUAUUCUAACGCUAAUGGAACCGUGGAUUACUCGACAGGACGAUACAUGUUGGAGGUUCAGCCUUUUGAUGGAAAUAUUGUUAUGUCUGCAUACCAGUUUGCGGAUCCUGGUUAUUGGUUUACUUUAACUGCUGGAAACCUAAGCGCGAGCUUAGUUUUCAAUCAGAGUAGCGCUUUCUUGUAUGCAGCGAAUGGCUCUUCAGUUAUAUACUCAAUGACUAGAAAAGUUCCUACUCCAAUUGAAGAUUAUUAUCAUCGAGUGACAAUCAAUGACAAUGGAAAUCUGCAGCAACUUGUUUACAGAAAAGAAAAGGGCACGUGGAUAGUUGUAUGGGAGCCAGAUUUCAUUGCUGCAGAGCCUUGCACAGUGUUUAAUGUUUGUGGGGUUUAUGAGUUCUGCACUUCACCUGAUAAUACAACUGUUAAAUGUGAGUGCUUGCCUGGGUACUCUCCGUGGGAUCCCGACAUUCCUUCAAAAGGAUGCUACCCAAAUGUCGUGAUGGAUUUUUGUGCUCCGAAUUCUUCCACUUCAGAUUUCACUAUCCAAGUGAUUGAUAAUGCUGAUUUUCCAAAUGGGCCUUUUACAGAUAUGGCAAGAAGCUCGCCAGCUGAAUUGGAUGAAUGCAAGACGGAACUCGCAAAUGACUGUUUUGCAAUGGCAGCUGUCUUGGUUGAAUCUGUGUGUUACAAGAAGAGAAUGCCUUUAUUGAAUGCUAGAAGAAGCUCUCCUUCAACAAACAAUGUAGUGGCAUUUCUUAAAGUACCAAAUGAUAACAGCACGCUCAGAAUUCAUGAUAAAGACAGACAUGAAUCUCUGCUGAUUGGACUUGUGCUGUGUUCAAUCAUGGCUUUGCUCUUUGCAGCCAUUACCAUUUACCAUCACCCUCUAGCUCGUAAGCAGGUUGCGAGUCAAAAGCCGUUGGAGAUAAAUAUGAGAGGGUUUUCAUUCCAGGAGCUGCUUGAAGCUACAAAUGGGUUCAAGAGUAAACUCGGAAAAGGAGCAUUUGGUACUGUUUAUAGUGGAGUUUUGAUCUUAGAGGGUAAACAAGUUGAGGUUGCUGUUAAGAAGCUAGAGAAAAUUGUGGAACAAGGGGAAAAAGAAUUCCUGACUGAAGUGCAAGUAAUUGGUCUAACUCAUCAUAAGAAUCUUGUCAGGCUGUUGGGUUUCUGUAAUGAUCGAAAUCAUCGACUUCUAGUUUAUGAGCUGAUGGAAAAUGGAACCUUAUCUAAAUUUUUGUUUGAUCAAGAGAUUAAACCCAGUUGGGAUAAAAGAGCAGAAAUUGCACUUGAAAUUGCUGGAGGGCUGUUGUACUUGCAUGAAGAGUGUGAGACCCAAAUUAUCCAUUGUGACAUAAAGCCACAAAAUGUUCUUCUUGACAAAAAUUACAGAGCCAAAAUAUCAGAUUUCGGUCUGGCAAAACUCUUGAUGAAAGACCAGACUCGAACGAGCACCAAAAUUAGAGGUACCAUGGGAUACAUGGCUCCAGAGUGGCUCAAGAAUGCUCCUGUGACGACCAAAAUCGACGUCUACAGCUUUGGUGUGAUGCUAUUAGAGAUUAUUUUCUGCAAAAGGCACUUAGAGUUGCACCAAGUUGACGAAGAAGGCGAUGAAAUGGUUCUAGUCGAUUGGGUUGUAUGUUGUAUCAGAGCUGAUAAGUUAGCAGCCAUUGUGAGCCAUGAUCAUGAACUCUUAGAGGAUUUUACGAGGUUUGAGAGAAUGGUGAUGGUGGGACUGUGGUGCGUGUGUCCUAAUCCGACUCUUCGCCCAUCGAUGAACAACGUUAUACUCAUGUUAGAAGGAACAACCCAAGCUGGAAUUCCUCCUAUAAUCAAUGCACAAUAUUUUUAAAGUUCAUGCUUUUAAUUAGUCCAUAGCAUACUUGAAAUCAUAAGAAUUUUAAAGCUUUUGUAUAACAAUCAAGUGUAAUUUUGUAAUCUCAAUAAAGUGAAGUUGAUUGAUUUAGUUA
Messenger RNA from Mercurialis annua (annual mercury), 2529 nucleotides. Its product is annotated as G-type lectin S-receptor-like serine/threonine-protein kinase LECRK4. Gene Ontology annotation, molecular function: protein serine/threonine kinase activity; ATP binding. NCBI's taxonomy places the organism in Eukaryota, Viridiplantae, Streptophyta, Magnoliopsida, Malpighiales, Euphorbiaceae. Gene Ontology annotation, biological process: recognition of pollen; protein phosphorylation. The record is from RefSeq and is a predicted model, not a curated record. The transcript has a single exon. Bases 72 to 2411 code for a protein of 779 amino acids.